GGGCAGCGGCUGGGGCUGCGGUUGGAUCGGCUGGCGGUGGUGGGGCGGCUGCUGGAGGGGGCGAGGAGCUGGGGGGCGGCGGCAGAGCGGCUGCUAGCGGACAUCGACGCCGGCGAGAUGCCCCCCACCUCCGAGCUGGAAACCGCGCUGGCGGAGGCGGCUGCACUGGGCUUCGCGGCGCGCUGUCUGCCGGCUCGUCCGGUGGGGCGACUGCGGCAGCUGCUGCACGCGGCGGACGACUGGCGGCGGCGAGUGGCGGCGGUGCUGGCGGCGGCGCCGGGGUGCGGCGCGGCGGCGGAGGCGGAGGCGGCGGAGCUGCUUGGGUCGGGUCUGUCGCUGGGUUUGCAGCUGCCUGAGGCGGGGCGGCUGCGGCUGUGGCUGGAGGCGGUGCGGUGGAACAACCUGGUUCGCUCCACGUUCGCACGGGUGUUUGCGCCGCUGGAGGCCGCAGCAGCGGAGGCAGCUGCAGCGGCAGCGGAGGCGGCAGCGGCGGAGGGCGCGGAGGCGGAGGCGGCGGCAGCGCUGGCAAUGGUGGCUGCUGCGGCGGCGGCGGAGGCGGGACCUGCCGGUUCCUACGAAAAGGUGGAGCAGCAGCAGCAGCCGGACGCUGCCGACCAGGAAGGCAC
Astrephomene gubernaculifera is the source of this 626-nucleotide messenger RNA. Lineage: Eukaryota; Viridiplantae; Chlorophyta; Chlorophyceae; Chlamydomonadales; Astrephomenaceae. The record is from the annotation of a GenBank genome assembly.